Molecule: messenger RNA, 1438 nt
Organism: Chrysochloris asiatica (Cape golden mole)
Lineage: Eukaryota; Metazoa; Chordata; Mammalia; Afrosoricida; Chrysochloridae
Gene: CDK15
Product: cyclin-dependent kinase 15
Exons: 14
Coding region: 109-1263 (384 amino acids)
Biological process (GO): protein phosphorylation
Cellular component (GO): cytoplasm; nucleus; cytosol
Molecular function (GO): ATP binding; cyclin-dependent protein serine/threonine kinase activity; cyclin binding
Source: RefSeq, a predicted model, not a curated record
CCUUUCUGAAGUAUGGUUUCUUGCACCGAUACAGAGAAACUGCUGAAGUCAUGAGGCUGCUCCAGGCAGAGACCUCAUCUAAUAGAUCUAAAAGGAGCAUCAAGUUCUAUGACUUCAUUUCACCCCAGGGGACUUGAGGCUGUCCGUGCCCGGAAGUUUAAGAGUAAAAGGCCACGGAGUAACAGUGAUUCUUUUCAGGAAGAGGACCUGGAGCCAAGUUUUCAGUGGAGGAAGAGUCUCCCUUUUGGGGCAGCUUCAUCUUACUUGAACUUGGAGAAGCUGGGUGAAGGUUCUUAUGCUACAGUUUACAAGGGGAUUAGCAGGAUAAAUGGACAGCUAGUGGCUUUAAAAGUCAUCAGCAUGAAUGCAGAGGAAGGCAUCCCAUUUACAGCUAUUCGGGAAGCUUCUCUCCUGAAAGUUUUGAAGCAUGCCAAUAUUGUGCUCCUGCAUGACAUAAUUCACACCAAAGAGACACUGACAUUCGUUUUUGAAUACAUGCACACAGAUCUGGCCCAGUACAUGUCUCAGCAUCCAGGAGGACUCCACCCUCACAAUGUCAGGCUUUUCAUGUUUCAACUUUUGCGGGGUCUGGCGUAUAUCCACCACCAACACGUUCUUCACAGGGACCUGAAACCUCAGAACAUACUCAUCAGUCACCUGGGAGAGCUCAAACUGGCUGAUUUUGGUCUUGCUCGGGCCAAGUCCAUUCCCAGCCAGACGUAUUCUUCAGAAGUUGUAACCCUCUGGUACCGCCCGCCAGAUGCCUUGCUGGGAGCCACUGAAUAUUCAUCUGAGCUGGACAUAUGGGGCGCAGGCUGCAUCUUUAUUGAAAUGUUCCAGGGUCAACCUUUGUUUCCUGGGGUUUCUAACAUCUUUGAGCAGCUGGAGAAGAUCUGGGAGGUAUUGGGAGUCCCUACAGAAGACAAUUGGCCUGGAGUCUCCAAGUUACCUAACUACAACCCAGAAUGGUUCCUGCUGCCUAAGCCCCAAAGCCUUCAAAUGGUCUGGAAUAGGUUGGGCAGGGUCCCUGAAGCUGAAGACCUGGCCUCCCAAAUGCUGAAAGGGUUUCCUCGAGACCGGGUGUCUGCCCAGAAAGCGCUCGUUCACGAUUAUUUCAGUGUUCUGCCAACUCAGCUGCACCACCUUCCCAAAGAGGAGUCUUUGUUUACAGUUUCAGGAGUGAGACUAAAGCCAGAAAUGUGUGACCUUUUGGCCUCCUACCGGAAAGGUCACCACCCAGCCGGGUUUAGCAAAUGCUGGUGAAAAGAAGGGUUGAGAUCACCAGGACCCUUCCAGGGCUACUUUGCUGCUGUUUCCGUUUUCAUUUGCUUCAGCCUCUGAAGAAGCUUGAAAUCUAGCUAGUUCCACACUGGACCAGGGAUUUUAUACCAUCACCUGUAACCUGGAGUAUUCCAACCAUUAUGUUCAAGGCAACAGU